GUCGCCGGCGCGGUCAUGGCGUGGUGCGCCGUAAGGGCGCUGGAGUGGGCGUGGUGGAGGCCCCGGCGGCUGGAGCGGGCGCUGCGGUCGCAGGGCCUCCGAGGCACGGCGUACCGCUCCCUGGCCGGCGACGCGCUGCUGCUCGUGCGGCUCAGCAAGGAAGCCAGGUCCCAGACCAUGCCGCUGGGCUGCCAUGACAUCGUGCCGCGAGCGAUGCCACUGCACCACCAAACCAUGAAGGAACACGGUAAAAUGUCGAUCACCUGGUUUGGGCCGGUGCCAAGAGUGACCAUCACAGAACCUGAACUGGUGCGAGAAAUUCUGUCCAACAAGUUCGGCCACUUUGAGAAGCUCACGUUUGGCCGACUUCAGAGGAUGUUGCACAACGGCUUGGCUAUCCAUGAGGGCGAAAAAUGGGCUAAGCAUAGAAGGAUCAUCAACCCUGCCUUCCAUCUGGAGAAGCUCAAGCGCAUGUUGCCGGCUUUUGUAGAAUGUUGCACGGAGGUGGUACAUAGAUGGGAAGGUUUAGCAGCCGCUGAUGUGCCAUGCGAGGUAGAUGUCUGGCCUGCUAUGCAGAACCUGACAGGGGAUGUCAUCUCCCGCGCUGCAUUCGGCAGCAACUACCUCGAGGGCAUGAGGAUAUUCCAGCUUCAGGUGGAGCAGGUCCAGCUCAUGAUGCUGGCCAUCAACAGGAUACAUAUCCCCGGUUACAUGUUCUUCCCAACAAAAGGCAACCGAAGGAUGAAGCAGAUUGCUGCGGAGAUCGGGAGGAUCCUAAAAGGGAUCAUCACAAAAAGAGAGAACGCUUUGAAAGCAGGAGAAGCUACAAGUGAUGAUCUUCUCGGGCUGCUGCUAGAGUCGAACAUGGAACACUGCAGGGGAGACGGCACCGGUAUCACAACAGACGACGUGAUUGGAGAAUGCAAGUUGUUCUACUUCGCCGGUGCGGAAACCACGUCGGUGCUGCUCACGUGGUCGAUGAUUGUGCUCUGCAUGCACCCAGAGUGGCAGGACCGUGCCAGGGAGGAGGUCAUGCUUGUCUUCGGCGCCAGCGCGCCUGAUUACGAUGGCUUAAGUCGCCUAAAAAUCGUGACCAUGGUGUUGUACGAGGUAUUGCGACUAUACACGCCAGCGCCGGCGCUCCAGCGCAAGACAUACAAGCCGAUGGAGCUUGGUGGCAUCAGGUACCCGGCGGGCGUGGUGCUCACGCUGCCUGUUUUGUUCAUCCACCACGACAAAGAUGUUUGGGGCGCGGACGCUGAUGAGUUCAAGCCAGAGAGGUUCGCCGAGGGGAUCUCCAAGGCGUCUGUUGACACGCCAGCAUUUUUCCCGUUUGGCUGGGGCCCACGCAUCUGCGUUGGCCAGAACUUCGCGCUGCUUGAGGCCAAGAUGGGAAUCGCCAUGAUUCUGCAGCGCUUCUCCUUUGAGCUCUCGCCGUCCUAUAGGCACGCGCCGUUCCCCAUCGGCUUGCUGCAGCCACAGCAUGGCGCGCAACUCAGGCUCACGAGGCUUCCGUGA
Lolium rigidum is the source of this 1518-nucleotide messenger RNA. RefSeq names its product cytochrome P450 72A14-like. The record is from RefSeq and is a predicted model, not a curated record. Gene Ontology annotation, molecular function: iron ion binding; monooxygenase activity; oxidoreductase activity, acting on paired donors, with incorporation or reduction of molecular oxygen. The coding region runs from base 16 to 1518 and encodes 500 amino acids. The transcript has 5 exons. NCBI's taxonomy places the organism in Eukaryota, Viridiplantae, Streptophyta, Magnoliopsida, Poales, Poaceae.